Molecule: messenger RNA, 783 nt
Organism: Punctularia strigosozonata HHB-11173 SS5
Lineage: Eukaryota; Fungi; Basidiomycota; Agaricomycetes; Corticiales; Punctulariaceae
Exons: 3
Coding region: 1-783 (260 amino acids)
Source: RefSeq, a predicted model, not a curated record
AUGGUGCAAGAUUGUGGCGGAGGCAUGUCUCUGGUUAUCAUCGAGGUUGAGGCAGUUGAACAUGGGACGCCGUCGCGUGUUGUACAGGGAAUAAGAGAGAUGGAACACGACAAGCAGCAAGCUGCGGCAGCCGGGAAGACAGGCAAGACUGAGAUAGACGUGCUCGCAGAUAUGAAACGGUGGAUGUUGUCGCACAGCGAGAUGUUCGACUUUGUGAUCUGCCAAGCGCUCAAGGUGGACAUCGUCAAACCCCUCGAUCGGCCUGACCAAUGCAUCCUCAUCGACGUCGACUACGCGCCUCCCGACGCCCGCGGUCGGCUACCCAAGCGGCAGCAGCAAUUUAUCAUCAAAAAGUGUACCGUGUGCGACGCCCCGCCCGAAUACCGCUACUGGGAAUUUUCCGAACCGGGCCUAGCGGACCUCCACCGGCUGUCGGAAGAGAUCAAGGCGAACGGCGGGGUCGGGGUGAACAUCGUCUCGCUCCGGUGUCUCUCCAAGGAGGCUCGGUUCGCGCAACCGAUCAUUAUCAAGGAUCGGCCGCUCGCGCAACGGCGGUUGUGGGUGGAGAACUGGGAGGAGCUGUUCAGGAAGGUAACGGCGGGCGAGAUCUCGGAGCAAUCCGUCAACGAGCUGUGGACGAAGCUCAAGUUGUAUUACCUGGUGGACGACGAUUCGAAAUACGCCGUCGCAAGGCUAGGUCCGGGUUGUGUCAUGGGUACGCACAAAUCCUUCAUGGAUCCCGAGUACGAAAGGCCCUUCGCCCUGCAGAUAAGAGGCGAGUAG